This is a messenger RNA of Seriola dumerili (greater amberjack), 1071 nucleotides long. RefSeq names its product chromosome unknown C19orf67 homolog (gene cunh19orf67). The record is from RefSeq and is a predicted model, not a curated record. The transcript is spliced from 7 exons. Lineage: Eukaryota; Metazoa; Chordata; Actinopteri; Carangiformes; Carangidae. The coding region runs from base 1 to 1071 and encodes 356 amino acids.
AUGACAGAUAUCGAAGGCCAAAUUGAGCUCCAGCUCGAAAACUCAGCGCCCAUGCAACAAGCGUUUGGGGGCCGACUUCAAGAGGACAUGAGCGGGGAGAGGCAGUCAGACUUCAGGGAGGAGCUGGAUGAGCCGCUGUCGUUGUUGGCUGACGUUGCUCUGGCGCCACUCCGCGGUAAACAUGCAGCCUGCAGCUGUGACUGUGAGGCCUGCAGCUGCCUGGAGGUUAGACACAUGGCGAGGAGCCUCCAGUCUAUGCAGCUGCAGCUCCAGUUCCUCAUGAGCAAAGCAGAUGACCUACACAACUGCCUUGUGAAUGGACAGGGUCAUUCAGACAGAGACGCUCUUGCUGCUGCGGUACCAAGUUUCCUGUACACCUGUCAGCCUUACUUUAACCACCUGGAAUCCACAGCUAGGACCACUGUGUCCCAGCACACCCCUCUGCCUUAUGACAUCUACACAAGGCUGCUAGACUUCUCUCAGCAGCUGUGUGACAGGUUGGAGCAGCUGGUGUUAACCUACGCCAGCCACAAUCUCCUCUGUUUAGAUGAAAGUGAGCCUAACAGCGUGUCUCACUUCUGCAUCGGUCAGAGUCAGCUCAGCCGACUGAGGCUGACAGUGUUCCGCUACUGUAAACCGACACCAUACCUGGCCCGGGUCGACACCGGCCUGUACAAACGAAUGCGAUGGAAUGUGGAGAGGCUCCAAGACAAGCAGCAGCAACAGGCAGAAGAAGAGCAGGGUGGAAACAAUGAGGAGAGGGAGGCAGAAAUAGUUGGAGACACAGAGUAUUACUUCCUGUGCUAUGAGGAUAUUCCCAACAUACAUGCAGAGGCUGAUGGCGGCGGCCAGGGCGUCUCUCAUGGUAACAUGGCAAGGAUAUGGUCCAUCGGUCAGUGGGUGCAGGUGAACCCAGACCCCGCCACAGAGGACAUCUAUGACUGGAUCAUAUGUGAGGUUCCUCAGGCCAGCUAUCAGAGGCUGUUGUUCCUGGGCAGUGAUGAGCCGUCUAGCUGCAGUGCUACAGACUACCUGCAGCAGCUGCUGUUGUCACACCAGACAAAAGACUGA